Molecule: messenger RNA, 1115 nt
Organism: Teleopsis dalmanni
Lineage: Eukaryota; Metazoa; Arthropoda; Insecta; Diptera; Diopsidae
Product: THO complex subunit 4B-like
Exons: 3
Coding region: 301-1041 (246 amino acids)
Biological process (GO): mRNA export from nucleus
Cellular component (GO): nucleus
Molecular function (GO): mRNA binding
Source: RefSeq, a predicted model, not a curated record
GUUAUUCAUAAAAAUUUAGUUAAAUUAACCGUCAUUUUGUGGGUCAAAUUUGGUCAACAAAAGCCAUAUGCCGUGUAUGGACAUUGCAUUAUUUGCUUGUGAUAUUGCAAGACUACUCUGAUUGCAAAACUGUCUGGUACUCUUAAUUGUUCAUAUUUAUGAAUAUGAAUAUAUAUCUCUUUCAGUCCAAGCACGUAAAAUAUUCCAGUAUAAUUUAUUUACACAAAUUAUCACAGGAAAAAAGAAAACUAAUACAUGACAAUAAUUUUAUUUCUUAUUCAAAAAGUUUAGUCUGUCGGCAUGGGUCCAAUACUAGAUUUGAAAAAGGUUAAACGUAAGAGAGGAGGAACAGAUAUUGAAAAUGAUUCCGAACCUUUGCAAAUGGAUGUUCUGCACAUGUCGCUAGACGACAUUAUAGCGGCUCGUAAACAAAAUAAAACUGGUGGUUUGAUUGGUCGGGAUGUCCGCGGCGGUCCGGGUAAAAGAUUGGCUCGCUUAAGCAGACACCAGUGGCGUUUAAGACAAGUAGUAAGGCGUGUUAAUUCGUAUAUGGCUAUUCCAACUCGUAUUGGUAUCACCAAUCUGUCAUACCUAGUGAAUGAAAGUGAUCUUAAGUCUCUAUUUAGCGAGAUAGGUCCCAUCGACUAUGUUACUGUGUACUACAAUUGUUAUGGUUCAUCUCUAGGUAUGGCAGAAUUAAUUUACAAGAGCAGACGGGAUGCUAAUGCUGCGAUCAAGCGUUUUAAUAAUGUGAAGUUGGAUAACCGUAAAAUACACAUUCACCUAUUACCAGAUAAGCGCCAUACCUGUUCGGCGUGUUUUUACAGCAGGCAAAGAAAUAAACGCAUACAGAAUGUGAACGCGAAUGUACGCAGGCGAUUUAUGAAUGCGAAUGUACGCAGGUGCAAUAAGAAUGCGAAUAUUCGCAAGCAGAAUGGAAACUCAAAGGCUAAUAGUACUGAAUCUAAUCAACUACGUAAAGAACUUGAUAAUGAAUUGGAUGAAUACGCAAAAAGAUUUUCAAAAAUAUCUAUUUUAUAAUUACAUGAUUUGGAAUUCUUAUUACUUCUUAUUAUAAAGUCCGUAUUCAGUAUUCCAUAAAGACUUCAGUUAAA